Molecule: messenger RNA, 234 nt
Organism: Loa loa (African eye worm)
Lineage: Eukaryota; Metazoa; Nematoda; Chromadorea; Rhabditida; Onchocercidae
Exons: 1
Coding region: 1-234 (77 amino acids)
Source: RefSeq, a predicted model, not a curated record
AUGACCUCUGGAGUGCAAGCAACUUUGAUGGCAGCUGCGGCUGCUUCAUCUCGCAAAAUGCCGUCUUCAGUUCACACGCAAAGUGAUGGCUCAUCUGCCGCAAGUAUCUACGCACACAAUUAUCAGAAACAAUCAUUCAGCUCAGUAUAUUCUGUGCGACAAGGUAACAAUGGUACCACAAUCAAUACUAGUUGUACAUCGUACACUGAUGGCAUUCAAAUGCAGACAAUGUAA